AGAGAGAGGGCAACUUUUUAGCAGAAAACGCGCAGAAACUCACCGCCGCAUCUCGAGACUGCAGGCAUCCGCCAGAAACAGUGCGAAAACGGACCGUUAAAAGAUGUGAUUAUUUUCCCUUUCUGCCUCCGAUAGGUGUCUUUAUUUUACAGAAGAACAAAGAUGAGAAUUCAAUAUUCUGAAGAUAUUUCCAUCCUCAUCAUCCUUCAGACGCUGUGGUGGGGCUUGAAUAGUCAAUGUGAGGAACCAAUAGAAAGCUCCAAACUCGACCUCUCUGUGACCUAUGACCUCCCUCACUUUGUGUCUGACACUCCCAUACAGAAGCUGUUGGAAUUCAAUGGAACUGUGUAUGUAGGUGCUGUCGACAAGCUUUACGCCCUGUCGAAAGACCUCAAGAAGAUACAUGAAUAUAAUACCGGACCAGUUCAUGAGGGUCAAGACUGCAGUGCACCAGAUCCAUGCAGUGGUUGCAAAAACAAACCCCUCAACAUGAACAACACCAAUAUGGCCCUAUUGGUGGAGACUUUCUAUGAUCUUGAGCUCUUCAGCUGUGGUUCAGUUGGGAACGGCGUCUGCCGUCGUUACCUGUUAGAGGAUGGACCCCUGGAUGCGGAAAUUACUUGCAUGUAUUCGAAGAAGAACAAAGACAGCAGCCAUGGUUGCCCAGACUGCCUGGCAGGUCCUUCGGGCACUCAGAUCCUUAACGUGAUGAGCAGCGGCGUUGUGAGGUUCUUCGUUGCAAACUCUGAGCCACUUGACUCGACCGUGCCGCGUCUCCACCACACCAUUUCUGUUAGGAAGAUGCGAGAGACUCAAGACGGCUUUGAAUUCUUUUCUGAACAAUCCUACAUGGACUUGGCCCCAGGGCUGCGUGGGAACUACCCGCUGCGCUACGUCUACUCCUUCCAGAGCGGCCCAUACGUGUAUUUUCUCACUGUCCAACGAGAAGGUGGCAGCUUAAAUGCCUUCCACACGAGAAUCAUACGCAUGUGUUCUUCAGAUCCUGAGAUCUUGCGCUACGUUGAAAUGCCCUUCGAGUGCAUUUACUCCGAGCGAAGAAGAAAGAAGCGCUCGGUUCAGGUGGUUUUCAAUGUUCUCCAGGCUGCGCAUGUGGCCAAAGUCGGCUAUGACUUUCAGCAGGAGAUGGGCCUGAAAGAAGGAGAGGACGUGCUGUUUGCUGCCUUUGCCCGAAGCAAACCCGACUCACCUGAGCCCACGGCCAGCUCUGCCGUUUGCCUUAUCUCCAUCACAGACAUCAAUAACUUCUUCAGGGAUUUCAUGCAGAAGGGAUACACGAGGAAGCUCAGUCACUUUCCAGGAUCAGAGGAGAAAAACUUCAACCAGACAACCCACUCCACAAACCGGACUCCAACAUCUCCUGCCUUUAUGUGGAAACAUAGGGCAUCUGACACUGUUCUUCAGUUUUGAUUGAAUUUAGCCUUGCUUUCCUGUUUUAUUUGUUAAUGUGGAACCAAAGUUAUUUGAAUAUCAUAUCAGAUAAAUCGCCAAAGUCCGUAAUAGACUCUUACCCAUCGAGAAAAAGACACCACAGCUUUCAGACUUCACCCAAGCUCUUAAAAUUAUCGAUUGGACAGUCUGCUCGACCUCAGCAAUAUUCGUUAAUAAAACAGACAGAAAUAUAGUCCUUAUUGUUUG
This is a messenger RNA of Sinocyclocheilus rhinocerous, 1656 nucleotides long. Its product is annotated as hepatocyte growth factor receptor-like. Bases 163 to 1428 code for a protein of 421 amino acids. The transcript is spliced from 3 exons. Gene Ontology annotation, cellular component: semaphorin receptor complex; plasma membrane. The record is from RefSeq and is a predicted model, not a curated record. NCBI's taxonomy places the organism in Eukaryota, Metazoa, Chordata, Actinopteri, Cypriniformes, Cyprinidae. Gene Ontology annotation, biological process: regulation of cell migration; semaphorin-plexin signaling pathway. Gene Ontology annotation, molecular function: protein binding; semaphorin receptor activity.